This is a messenger RNA of Lobosporangium transversale, 738 nucleotides long. RefSeq lists its product as hypothetical. Bases 1 to 738 code for a protein of 245 amino acids. The record is from RefSeq and is a predicted model, not a curated record. NCBI's taxonomy places the organism in Eukaryota, Fungi, Mortierellomycota, Mortierellomycetes, Mortierellales, Mortierellaceae. The transcript is spliced from 3 exons.
AUGCUAUAUGCUUGGUCCUGUGGUCGUCUUCGUCCAAUGAUUACUAUAAUAGAGAACGUCAUUGGACGUGCCGAUGCAGGCCUUUGGAAGCAAGAAAUCAAGGACCUGGUGUCGUCGCUCACUGAUCCAGGAUAUAAAGAAUCUGAGAACCCGUCUGGACCAGAUAUCGUCUUUGUACUGGAAUCGGAGGGUAAAUACGACCUAUCUGACUCAUCGAGCCUAGAACCACGACUACCUCCAAGGAUCCGCAGGGCGCCGUUUCGGAAGAGUACCAAAGGGAAAUUCGCCAUCAUUAAAUGCGGCUGGGCAAAAGCGGAUGAGGGCGAAGGUGAGGUGAUUAGGAAUGAGGAUGAGGAUGAAGGUGAGACUAAGAAAGGUGAAAAAGAUGGAGCAGGGGCCAAUGGACGCUGUCUCAUAUUCAGUGGCUGUACCGGCGUAGGUGAGGACAAGGACGAGGGAAUUGGAGAUGAUGACGAGGAUGGGACCAAAGAUGAGGGCGAGAAUGUGGCCAUGGUUGCAGCUGGGGACUGGGACAAGGGCCGGGGGCAAGGACUGGAAUCAACGCGUGCUGCAUCCGAUUUGGUAGUUGCGACGAUCGUGCGGGAUCCCUCAUCAAGCGAACGCUGGGUCCUAUAUUUGGAUAUCUUUCACAGAUCUUUUGAUCAUCCUUUAUCAACUGAAACGCUGACUCUUGCAGCUUCUUUCUUUCAUAUUCAUGCCAUCGUCGCCGCUGCUUGA